Chironomus riparius is the source of this 2325-nucleotide messenger RNA. The record is from the annotation of a GenBank genome assembly. NCBI's taxonomy places the organism in Eukaryota, Metazoa, Arthropoda, Insecta, Diptera, Chironomidae.
AUGAAAUACAGUUUAGUAAUCUUAAUUUUCGCAACAACUUUGAUAAGCUAUUCAUUUGGUAAUUUGGAACCUCCAGAGUCAGUGGAAAGAGAUAAAUUAAAGCAAUACGAAAGGAAAUCAGCAAAAGGUCUGGAUGAGGAUUCGCAAGAAGAGAUUCAUGAGAAUCAAGACAAAACAAACAGUGAAGAAGAUGAAAAGUUUCUUAAAUUAAUUAGAGAUGAACUUAAUCUGCCAACUAGUGGAAUUAAGAUUGUUAAGGCACCGGAUCUAUCAAAAGAUAAUGAGGGAAAAGUUGUAACUGAAUCUAUAACAAAAAUUCUAGAAAGUCAAGAAAAAUGGAUUCAGCAAUUUGAAGAAGAGUUGGAUGAAAUUAACAAAAAAGAACUAAGUAUAGAAACUGUUGAAGUAGAGAAAACUGCUGAGGAAAUUGAAGCUGAUAAUCUAUAUGAUCAAGCACUCUCUAUCCUUAACAAAACGAAAGCAUCAAAUCGAGCAGAGGGAUUUUCUUUACUUCGAAAAGCUGCUGAAAAAGGACAUAAGAUGGCUAAAAUUAAUAUUGCUUGGGCACAACUUUUAGGUAAUCCAUUAGAAUUGCGUGUAGAAAUUGCAAAAAAGACAUUUGAAGAACUUGGUGAAAAGGGAGUUCCAGAAGCACAUAUGGCUUUAGGAUUUAUGUAUGCAACUGGAAUUGGAUAUAAUGUAUCUCAAUCAAAAGCAUUAAUUCAUUAUACUAUGGCUGCAAUUGGAGAUAAUUCAUUUGCACAAAUGGUAAUGGGAUAUCGGUAUUGGGCAGGAAUAACAUUAGCAAAUAGCUGUGAAAAGGCACUGGAUUUUUAUCGAAAAGUUGCCUCAAAAGUCGCAUCGGAAGUUACAUUUUCAGGUGGACCAGCAAUUCAUCGAGUUCGUUUAUUAGAUGAAGUUGAAAACUCUGGCUUAAGUUCCGGUGUUUUAGAUAAUGAUCUUAUUGACUAUUACGAACUUCUUGCCAAUAAAGGAGAUAUUCAGGCACAAGUUGGUUUGGGACAAUUACAUUACCAAGGUGGAAGAGGUAUUCCAUUGGAUCAUAAGAAGGCUCUAUCAUAUUUUUUGCCUGCUGCUAAUGCUGGAAAUGCAGUUGCGAUGGGCUUUUUGGGAAAAAUUUACCUUGAAGGAAGUGAAAAUAUUAAAGCCGAUAAUGAUACUGCUUACAAGUAUUUUAAGAAAGCUGCAGAUUUAGGAAAUCCGGUAGGUCAAACAGGCUUAGGAAUAAUGUAUUUGCAAGGAAAAGGCGUUCAAAAAGACACAGAAAAGGCAUUAAAAUAUUUUACACAAGCAGCUGAUCAAGGAUGGGUGGAAGGACAACUUCAAUUAGGUCUAAUGUACUAUGGAGGAAUUGGAAUCAAACGAGACUUUAAGCUGGCAAAUAAAUAUUUCAAUCUUGCAUCUCAAUCUGGACAUGUUUUGGCGUUUUAUAAUCUCGCACAAAUGCACAGCUCAGGAGUUGGUAUGAUUAGAUCGUGUCCCACAGCAGUUGAGUUAUUUAAAAACGUAGCAGAACGUGGCAAAUGGGGUGAAAGAUUAAUGGUUGCAUAUCAAGAUUAUCGUAGUUAUAAAUUUGAUGAAGCUUUUAUGCAAUAUGCAUUCCUAGCUGAAUUGGGAUAUGAAGUUGCUCAAAGUAAUGCAGCAUUUCUACUUGAUAGAAAUGAAAUCAAAAUGUUCAAUAGUAAUCGUCAAGAAGAAUUGGUUCGUGCAUUACAAUAUUGGGGACGUGCUGCUGGUCAAGGAUAUUCAGCUGCUCAAGUUAAAUUAGGAGAUUAUCAUUAUUACGGUUUGGGUACAGGCAUUAUUGAUUAUGAAGCUGCAGCUUCGCAUUAUCGAACUGCCUCCGAGCAACAACACAAUGCAAUGGCAAUGUUUAAUUUAGCAUACAUGCAUGAACAAGGUUUGGGAAUGAAAAAAGACAUUCAUCUUGCAAAAAGGUUUUAUGACCUAGCGGCAGAAACGAAUUCAGACGCAAAAAUACCUGUUGCACUCGCUUUAUUAAAGCUCCAAGUUCUCAAUAAAUUUGAAUCCAUUGUAGAUAAAGAAAAUAAUGUUUUCAAAUCAAUGGGAUUAAAUGAGAACAUAGCAUCAAAUUGGGAUUUAUAUUUAAUUACAAUCAUUACCAUUCUUUUAGGAAUGAUAAUCUAUUCAAGAAGGCCUCCGCCUGAAACACCUCAACCAUCCCCACAGCCACAAUCUAGUAAUAAUGAAAAUAGUGAACACAGAGAGGAAAGCCAAAAUGAGUCUAAUAAUGAAAAUAGUCAACAAAAUCAGACAAACAGCAACGACAAUGGAGUUCAGUGA